This is a messenger RNA of Kluyveromyces marxianus DMKU3-1042, 1029 nucleotides long. RefSeq lists its product as uncharacterized. The record is from RefSeq and is a predicted model, not a curated record. Gene Ontology annotation, molecular function: 8-oxo-dGDP phosphatase activity. Lineage: Eukaryota; Fungi; Ascomycota; Saccharomycetes; Saccharomycetales; Saccharomycetaceae. The transcript has a single exon. Bases 1 to 1029 code for a protein of 342 amino acids.
AUGACUCAAGUGGUAGAAUGCAACGGGAAAGAAAUCCUUGUAAGGUCUAAAGAAGAUGAAGUAACUAAUUUUUCGUACCUUGACGUUAUAGAGAAAGUUGAUGUUUUCCCAGUAAAUUACAAUACAAGCGAGCACUUUAGGGCAAACGUAUACAUGCUACAAUCACAUACUGGUAUUGAAAUAGGAUUCGUUUUGAAAUUGGUACUUGGUGAGAUCAGAAAGUACGGCGAUAAAGUAGUUUCCGAACUUUUUGAUAUUGAUGACGGUUCCCAUGUAAUUCGUAUCAAGCCUGAGUCUUUUAAUACCAGAACAGAACUCAUGGAUCAAUUGUGCCGUGCUUUAAAAGUCAAAUCAUCGCUGAAUUGUAUAAAAACCUGGAGAGAAGAAAAAUAUGCAGUGUAUGUUGAUCAUGCGCCAUAUAUUUUGAUUGAACGUGGGCUUUCUGGAGCGUUCGGCAUAAUUACCUAUGGUGUCCAUGUCAAUGGGUUUUUCAAAGAUAGCGCCACGGGCCACUUGCGGAUAUGGAUUCCUCGCCGUUCAGCCAGUAAGUCCACUUGGCCAUCCAUGUUGGAUAACAUUGUUGCAGGCGGUAUAGGUUAUCCCUGCGGUAUUUAUGAGACGGUGUUGAAAGAAUGCAUGGAAGAAGCCUCUUUGUCCAAAGACGAUGUUGAAAGGAACAUAAAACCGGUUGGUAGUGUUUCUUACUUUCAUCAUCAGGUCACGUUUGGAGAACAAAAGUAUUUAGAUGAAGAAGCAUUUAUUGCCGGUGAAGUAGAGUAUCUCUACGAUUUAGAACUGCCUCCUACCGUGAAACCAAUACCAAAUGACGGCGAAGUUGAAGAGUUCGGGUUGUAUUCAUUACAAGAAACUAUAAAUGCCAUCAAGAGAAAUGAAUUCAAACCAAACUGCGCCUUGGUAAUGGUUGAAUUUUUGAUAAGACAUGGUUAUAUCACUCCUGAAAAUGAACCUAAUUAUACCGCCAUAUUGUCAAGAAUGCACAGACGAUUGCCAUUCCCAUUGAUGCGUUAA